Molecule: messenger RNA, 1330 nt
Organism: Cynara cardunculus var. scolymus (artichoke)
Lineage: Eukaryota; Viridiplantae; Streptophyta; Magnoliopsida; Asterales; Asteraceae
Product: GDP-mannose 4,6 dehydratase 1-like
Exons: 2
Coding region: 1-1092 (363 amino acids)
Biological process (GO): GDP-mannose metabolic process
Molecular function (GO): GDP-mannose 4,6-dehydratase activity
Source: RefSeq, a predicted model, not a curated record
AUGGCGUCGACGGGAUCCCAACCCGCCGUUAACGGCGGCGAAGACAUACCGAAGGUUGCACUGAUCGCCGGAAUCACUGGCCAAGACGGCUCUUACCUAACUGAGCUUCUUCUCGAGAAAGGAUAUGAAGUCCACGGCCUUAUCCGUCGUUCUUCCAACUUCAAUACACAACGGAUCAAUCAUAUCUAUAUCGAUCCACACAACGCCCAUAAGGCUCGUAUGAAGCUCCACUAUGCCGACCUCACUGACGCCUCCUCCCUCCGCCGUUGGAUCGACACUAUCUCCCCUGACGAGAUCUACAACCUCGCCGCACAGUCACACGUGGCGGUGUCGUUUGAGAUCCCUGAUUAUACUGCCGAUGUCGUCGCAACGGGAGCUUUACGGCUUCUUGAAGCCCUAAGAUCUCAUAUCACCACCACUGGUCGGACACAUGUCAGGUAUUAUCAGGCCGGAUCGUCGGAGAUGUUCGGAUCUACUCCUCCUCCGCAGUCGGAAAAUACUCCGUUUCAUCCUAGAUCGCCUUAUGCUGUUUCCAAAUGCGCUGCUCAUUGGUAUACAGUCAAUUACAGAGAAGCAUACGGGAUCUUUGCCUGCAAUGGCGUUCUCUUCAACCACGAAUCUCCACGGAGAGGUGAAAACUUCGUGACACGGAAGAUCACUCGAGCGGUAGGUAGGAUCAAGGUGGGGCUACAGAGCAAGCUGUUUUUAGGGAACUUACAGGCGUCAAGAGACUGGGGAUUCGCUGGGGACUACGUUGAGGCAAUGUGGCUGAUGCUACAGCAGGAGAAGCCAGACGACUAUGUGGUGGCGACGGAGGAGUCGCACACGGUGGAGGAGUUUCUGGAGAAGGCAUUCGGGUACGUUGGUUUGAAUUGGAAAGAUCAUGUGGUGAUCGAUAAAAGGUAUUUCAGGCCAACAGAAGUGGAUAAUUUGAAAGGGGAUUCAAGCAAAGCGAGGAAAGUUCUUGGAUGGAGACCAAAAGUAGGGUUUGAACAAUUGGUGAAGAUGAUGGUUGAUGAAGAUAUUGAGUUGGCAAAGAGGGAAAAAGUUCUGGUUGAUGCUGGAUAUAUGGAUGCUCAACAACAGCCCUGAUCAUCAUCUGCUGUACGCCAUCUCUAAUCUCUGCUACUUCUUGUUUCAUUUGAAUUGUUUUUAAUCCAAAGUCCUGAAAUCAAUCCAUGGUUUUUGGUUAAUGGGUUUGUGGGCAUAUAAUGUUGUUAAAAAGCAGUGAAAGUAGGAUUACCUAAAAAUAGAUUUACAGUUUUACUUGUGUGAUCAUACAAACAUAUUUAUUUAUAACAUCUCUUAUAAUGCAAUGACAUAAAUCUUU